Molecule: messenger RNA, 2906 nt
Organism: Coniophora puteana RWD-64-598 SS2
Lineage: Eukaryota; Fungi; Basidiomycota; Agaricomycetes; Boletales; Coniophoraceae
Product: phosphatases II
Exons: 6
Coding region: 95-2824 (909 amino acids)
Biological process (GO): dephosphorylation
Molecular function (GO): phosphatase activity
Source: RefSeq, a predicted model, not a curated record
UCUUCGUAAUGCAUAGACUAUCGUCGGCUUCUUAAGUGUUGAUAAAAGCGCAUCAUUUCUCUCUCACCAACCACUCUUGACUCCUCAGACCACUAUGGAUGCUAUCCGAGUCACUAAGGUGGAGAAGGUACUCUGCGGAAGAUUGGGCAGAGCCGAGUACGGUUCCAUUCAUCUCACUGCGCAUCACCUCAUAUUUCGAUACGAGGAUGCCGAAAGGGAGGAGCUGUGGGUACCAUACCCACUCAUCUCGCUUGUCAUGCAACUACCUCAUACCUUACAUGGCCAAUAUCCUCUAACUUUCCACACGAGAACAUUUGAAACAUUCUCCCUGUCCUUCACGAACGGCAAGGAUGCUGUUGAUGUUUUUGAGAGCGUAAAAGAGCUCACAGUAUGCACUUCUGUGAAUCAGCUUUACGCGUUUUACUAUUCCUCAACACCUCCUUUGGAACUCAAGAGCGGAUGGACAAUAUACUCGCCGAGGGAAGAGUUUGGUCGCAUGGGCGUCGGCACACGAUCGAAGGCAUGGCGGUUCACCGACAUCAACAAGGACUAUUCGCUCAGUUCUACCUAUCCAUCUCGAUUAAUCGUACCAACACGCAUCAGCGAUUCUACAUUGCAAUAUGCUGCUAAGUACCGUAGUAAAUGCCGAAUACCUGCCCUCACUUAUCUACACUGGGCCAACUAUGGCUCUUUAACUCGUUGUAGUCAACCCAUGGUCGGCAUAAAGCAAAACCGGUCCGUACAAGACGAAAAGCUCGUCGAGGCUAUAUUCCAGUCACACCACUCGCCAGAUUCUCGUACUCCUAAUGCUUCUGUUUAUGGCGCUCAAAGUACCAAUCUGAUCGUGGACGCUCGGCCUACCGCUAAUGCCAUGGCCAACACAGCUCGUGGUGCCGGGACAGAAAAUAUGGACAAUUACAAAGACGCCAAGAAGGUGUAUCUGGGGAUUGACAAUAUCCAUGCCAUGAGAGAUUCCCUCGGACGGGUGGUAGACGCUCUACGAGAAGCCGACACCGUUUCCGCCAGUGUAAGCGGCAACCUUCCUGGCGAGGCUCAGCAGCUUGCCGUUCUUGAUCGCCAGGCACUCAGGCGCUCUAAUUGGCUGCGCCAUAUCUCAAUAAUUCUAGAGGGCACUCUUCUCAUCGUCCGAAAUAUCCAUGUCAACUCGUCCCACGUUCUUCUUCACUGCUCGGAUGGGUGGGAUCGUACCUCGCAACUUUCUGCUCUUUCUCAGCUAUGUCUCGAUCCUUUUUACAGGUCAAUGCGUGGCUUUCAGAUACUGGUGGAGAAGGAUUGGAUCGCUUUCGGUCAUAGAUUCUUGGAUCGCUGUGGACACCUCUCCUCGGAGAAAUUCUUCACUUCGCUUGCAGAUACGGCUGGAGCUGCUAACGGUGGCGAGGCUGCACAGGCUGCGCAAGCGUUUCUAGCAUCAGUGCAAAACCGUUUUGCUUCCCAGAGCCACGUCAAAGAGACUAGUCCCGCCUUCCACCAGUUUCUGGAGUGUGUUCGACAGAUACAACGACAGUAUCCCGACAGAUUCGAGUUCAAUGAACGAUUCCUGCGAAAUCUUCACUACCAACUAUAUGCUUGCCAGUACGGAACUUUCCUGUUCAACUGCGAGAGAGAGCGACGGUAUGGAGAAGACGGCAUGAUACCCUCGGAGAAGACUGUAAGCGUCUGGGACUGGUUUAACUCUCCCGCGGAGAUGGAACAGAACAAAAAUCCCACUUACAGCCCAGAGUUGGACAAUCCUAGGCAGGCAGACAUGGGAGUUCUCCUCCCAAACGUGAAGGAUGUGAGGUUCUGGAAUGAGCUCUAUGGGCGCACAGAUGAAGAAAUGAACGGGAAAGUGGCCAUUGCACAGGUCAAAGAGGAUCCAGAAAGCCUUGUUGUUUCUAAUGCCGAUGAAGAACCUGUCACUCCCGAUAGCGCUUUGGAUGCCGUACAAGAUGCGGACGCUCUUUCACCGUCAUCAUCAAAUGAGCCAACACCAGUGUCUUCCAGAUCAACCAAUCCUUCUCAAGGUGGCCUAGGCGCCAGUUUCCGAAGUCUGUGGUCAUCGCUCCCCGAUGUCUCUCAAACGAGUCUCGCCGAACCGUUGCCGCCUGUCUCCAUAGCCCCUUCUGCUAUCUCAUCAUCACAGCCUGACCUCGCUAGUACAGACGCGGCGACAGUCUGGGGUUCACAAAGCAGAGCAAGGGGUGCGAACGCAGUUGAUGUUCUCAGUGGUGCCGGUGUGCGAUCUAUGUGGGGGAAGCUGUCUUCCAAUGCCACGGCCGCGUUUUCUGUGGUUCAGGACGCCUACGGUGGCUCCGCACGAGACUUUAACAGACCUACUUUAGGAGAUAGAGAAUUGCAGAGCAAUUUCUCUGAAACACCUUCAGUCAAUCGCACAGUCGAAGAGCAGACAUUCCCCUCACAUGGAAUCAGACAAGGUAGCACAAGUGCAUCUGUUUACAACCCCUGGAACAGUGUGAAGCUACAACAAUCGAAUAAUCUUGCGUCUUUCGAUAACCCAUGGAGUACGACACGGUCACCUUUCACGGGCCAGAUCCGUAGUCCGCACGUCCAGGACAUAUUUGAUGCCUCCCCGCUCCCCACGGAUCCCACUAUCGCACACCCCCCGCAACGCUCGGAGACCAUUGAUAAGCUGUCUCCUUCCAAAGCAAUUGGGGAACUACCGCAGAGCGAUAGCGUGAGGGCCGCACAUCUCACGGGUACUUACAGUGAGAAAGCAACGCCAGCUCAGGACGAGCAUGCGACUUCGCAAGCAGACACGAGCUCAAGCACGAACUCGGAUCCGCUAGGGGCUGGUUUUUUGUAGCAAUGGAUUUAAUCUUCUCUGUUCAUCUGUAUACGUAGUAACAUUGUAGUUUAUUCCAUGCACAUCGAUAUGCAUCUACUGC